This is a messenger RNA of Peronospora matthiolae, 561 nucleotides long. The record is from the annotation of a GenBank genome assembly. Lineage: Eukaryota; Oomycota; Peronosporomycetes; Peronosporales; Peronosporaceae.
AUGCAAGUCGGACACCGAGAUGCUGUCCGCAUUCGGUGGCUACGUCCCCUCGCUCGAGUGACGUCUUCGUCUUCGUACUUUACGCCGACGUCUUCGUACUUUACCAGGUCGUGUACCCACGCUGUGAUUCGCGGAUCAACGUCCAAUCACAUUCGACAACGAAAGCGGUGGCAGCCAGCGCUUCGUGCAGCCACGACCGACCCAGUCGCUCAAUUUGGAGAAAAGAACGGAGCAAUCAUGACUGUAAAGCGCCGUAACCAUGGACGGAACAAGAAGGGCCGCGGCCACGUGAAGCGCGUGCACUGCGUGUCCACGGCCAAGCUCAUUCCCAAGGACAAGGCGAUCAAGCGUUUUGUUGUGCGCAACAUUGUGGACCAGUCGGCCAUUCGUGACCUGAAGGAAGCGUCCGUGUACGAAUCGUAUGCAUUGCCCAAGAUUUACAUCAAGAACUACUACUGCGUGGAAGCUGCAAUCCACCAGCGUAUUGUGCGUGGUCGUUCCGUCGAGGCUCGUAAGAGCCGUGCCCCGCCUCCGCGUCGCUUUGCACCGAAACGCGUAUAG